Molecule: messenger RNA, 4329 nt
Organism: Nerophis lumbriciformis (worm pipefish)
Lineage: Eukaryota; Metazoa; Chordata; Actinopteri; Syngnathiformes; Syngnathidae
Source: RefSeq, a predicted model, not a curated record
AUGCCCUUCACACCCCAACCAACACGACGCCACAACCCAGUGGACAGCAUCUGCCGCAAACUGCAGACCAUCAAGUGGCAGGGUGACCGGGAGCCGUAUUCUCCCUUCCAGAUCCCCAAAAUCUCCUCCAACAGCUACGACAGCCCCCAGUGCGGCCUCAGGCGCAAUGUGGAAGCCAUCUUGAAGAAAGGGACUCACUGUAGGGACACGGGCGAACGAGGGAAAAUGCUGCAUUCUACUCCUUCCACAGAGGAAUCCAACCCACAGACCCCAGCUAACAUCACAUACAGCAUCACCAGUACCCUCGGGGGUACGCAAGGUGUUAAUAGAUAUAAGUACAGUUCCACCCCUAUGGGCCAACCGAAAGAUUCCCCGUACUUCACGUUUACGCAAAGCGAACCCCGAGCACCGCAAACCGAGAGUCCGUGUAGGCUGAACAGCGGGCCUGCGCUCUCUCAAACCUUCACCCCCAUUCACAACACUGUCUCGCAUAACCUCAACUUCAGCUCUGGUGACACUGGGAACUCUACAGUGCGUGACCUGCCCUACCCAGCUCUUGUUGUAAAAAGACUGACACUUGAAGAUGGAGGGAGCACGCUGGUUUCUGAGAGCAACAACAUGGCAGAAGUCAGCCUCAUCUGCGAGGAGAAUCUCCUCGACACCAUCUUCCACGCGUGUGAUAUGCAGCGUCGAGGUAAAGUUUACGUCUCUCACAUUGUUGACUACUUGCGACACACCACCAGCCGCUCCCCUGAAGACAGAGGACUGGAGGAUCUUUGCAAUAUGCUGGAUCCUGAGCGCAAAGACGUCUCCAUAGACCUGGAAACGUAUCACGCUGUCAUGAGGGAAUGGAUUGAAGACUGCCGCAAAAACGGUGAAGAACCACCAGAAGGUGUAUUUCAAGACCCUGUUAAACUAAGAGAGAGCCUUUCUGCGAGGAGAACCAUGCUGCUCAACAUGACAUCAGGAAGCUUGGAAGGUUUCGGAGGAGACGUGUCAAGACAGGAAUUCGAAACAUCAGAGCUGGUGUACUGCCUCGCCGACCUCCAAAUGAGCAACCAAAAACUCCAAGAGGAGGUGAAGAAGCUAAAACAGUCAGUGGAGGGCAUGGAGGAAAGCAACCAAAAACUGGCGGAUGAAAACGAGGAACUGCGCAACGAGGCUAAAGCUCAUCAGCAGCUGGUCCGCAAAGAAAAGAUGCUCCACGAUGAAGUGGAAGAAAUGAAGGCCACGCUGAACUGCACUGAGGAAGGCAGAGCUCGCGCCUCCGCACGCAGCAAACACGUGGAGAAGGAAAACCAAGACCUCAUCGUCAAAAUUGCAUCUCUUCAGGAAGAGAACUUCAAGGUCACCAUGGAGAUGGACGAGCUUCAGAAGAGAAUAGCCGAGCUGUGUGACAUGAACCUCAACCUUCAGGUGCAGAUUGACUCUUUCGAUGCCAUCAUCACUGAAAAGGAAGCUCUUAUACAAGAGAGGAGCAGACAGAUCGACGAACUCAAGGCGACAUUGGAAGAAUACGCUUCUAUCACAGAGCUACUAAGGGCCGACAAGAGCAAACUAGAGAACUACAUGCAGAUGAUGCAUCAAGACCUUUCUGGUGCUGGAGUGUCUCUUUCAGUCGCCUACAGGUUGAACCAAAGUACAUCAGGAUCACUCCAGACAGAGCUAGCCUUAGCUCAGUCACCACUAGAGAUUCUCUAUGGGUUUGACCAUUUCCCCACCGGUACAUGCAUCACCUCACCAUUGGAUGAGACUCUGGACCGAGAGAUGCUGCUUUUGAUGCACGGUCCAAGCCCGGAACUCAUGGCGCUGGAGUUCAAGAAACUUUUAAACAGAAUGAAGAACGAUUUCCGACAAGACACCAACAAUGUCGUAACCACCUUGAAAGCCUUACUAAGUGACCAUUCAAAACCAGAAGGCAACACAGACACCAGUCUUAAGGCCGUGCAGGCCGCGCUGGAUGCCACGAGGGAGGACUGGGCCCUCAGCCUGGACCAGCUGGCUCAGUACACAGACUCUAUAGAGAAGGAGUUGAUUAAAAUGGCCGGUAAUAUGAGGAGAUCCAGAACUGAGAUUCUCCACCUAUCUGUCAGGGUGCAGGAUCAGGAGAACCAGAAACGGCAGCUCAGUGAAGAACUCGAGCAGCUCAAGACUCCUCAAGAUAGCAGAGAAGCCUCAUGCCAGACACCUGUACCAGAAGAAGAGACCGGGGAUGACCUGGAAUGGGAUGAGGAAUACGCCCUUCAAGAUUUCCUGAAAAAGGAAAUUGCCGCGAACACCUGUCAAGUGCAGGAUGGAAUAACUGAGGAAGGAGAUGAGAAGUGGACGGUGGUGAAUGGCACGAGCGAAGGGGAAGCGAGGGACACGUCUACUCCGGUCUCUGCCAAACCUGAGGCUUCCCUGGACGGACAGUGUCUGACUGAAUCCACAGAGCCUCAGGUGAACCACCAAUGUUUGCAGGAUGAGGCGGCAGUAGCGUCGGUCGCCCACUCGCAAGCUGUUAGCGCCGAGCGCCCAGCGGCGGAUGCUCCGCCUGAUCCGUCCCACUCUGAGAGCGGCGGUAAGACCUCUGCCUCCUCUUCAUAAAUUACAUCUAAGUCUGAAGAUGCAUCUCAGAAUGUGAGCAUGUCCGAACAGGAGCCCGCAAGCAUGCCUACUAAAACAAACAAUGAGUCCAAUGAUGUUACUCCUUCCAACGAAAGUGUCCAGCCGUCCAGAGGGGGCGAAGACAAAGAGGGCGAAGUGAGCAGCGGGACGAGUCAGACCCAGGACACGUCUGCUCCGAGUUCAGCACAGGACACCGCGAGUCCGCUUCCCGUGUUGGUUGAGGAAGAGGAGAACGUACAGGACGGCAAUACAAACAUGGCAGGGACGGAGAAGCUCAACAGCAUCUGUGCAGACGGUUUAACAGAAUGUCAGCAGUCAAGCGUGUCUUUGGUGCAGAACGGCCAAUCAGAGAGCGACAUGACGGAUACGAGUAAAGAGAAAAAGGACUCCAGUGAGAUGAAUAAGAAGCUGGAGUCGCAAGGUAAAGAUGCCACAGAAGCACAAAAGGUGGAUGAAGCCAAACCUGAGACGUAUGCAACUACUGAAAAACAACCAGAGUUGUCAACAACCUCUGACCUUGAUGAUUCGUGUACAGAGGAUAAGAACAGCAUGUUGUCACCCAAUGACAAGGAGAUUGAGACCGAAUUCCAACGUCUAGCUCUCGGAUUCAAGUGCGACAUGUUUACUUUAGAGAAGAGGCUACGGUUGGAGGCCAGGUCGCGUGAUCUGGCUGAGGAGAACGUUCGCAGAGAGGUUACCAGCUGCCAGGGAUUACUGCAGGCUCUGACUCCUCUAUGUGAAGAUGACAACCAAUCAAUGGAGAUUAUCCACAGGCUCCAGAAGAAUUUGGAUAUCCUCAUCCAGUCCAUGACCAGAGUGUCAAGUCGCUCCGAGAUGCUUGGAGCGAUUCAUCAGGAGAGUCGCAUUGGGAAAGCAGUUGAGGUGAUGAUUCAACACGUAGAGAACCUGAGGCGGGUGUACACCAAGGAGCACGCCGAGCUGCUGGAGCUGCGGGAGACGCUCAUGCAGAACGAGAGGUCGUUCGGAUCGCACUUGGAUAGAGAUGAGUUCCGAGGCAAGAAGCCGUCGACGUCCCAGUACUACAAGUCAUCAACACGGCGGGUUAGCAUAGCAGCAAUACCACGCUCUGGUGGAGGCAACAUACACUAUGACAUGACCAAACAACAAGAUGGUGCAGAAAGUGAAGCGGAAAGACUCACCAGGAGAUCUCCGUGGACUGUAGGGGGGAAGAACAUGGCACGUCCCCCACUUAAACGCUUUGUUAGCUCUGCAGCCUGGGUUGACACUGAAGAAACUUCUGCCAUGAUGAAGGGUCCGAUCCCAGAGAAUGGUAAUUUGGUUAUGUUUCGAAGUGUGAAUGAGCCCCAGACAGUUGACGAACCCGAGGAGCCCGCGCCAGAGAGGAGAAGGUCCAGUCUCAGUGAACUGGGCAGCAAACUCGCUUCCCUCAUUCUGCCCCUCAAGACUCCGAGUUCUUCAUCAAGCCCAGCCUCUUCCGACCAAGGACUGUCCCAGUCUCUGUCCAAUAGUUUGACAUCCACCCGAGCGACUGCGGCCGCGGUGGCCCGAGGCAGCAGAGGGCUUUGGCUCUGGUUGGCUAUGGUGCUACUCCUCGCAGGUCUCCUAGCACUUUUGGCAAGCCUGGUGAUGCACCCAGCAGUAGACGCUGCCCCCGUGGGGACCGGAGACUCCUGGAUGGCCAUGCAGCAGCUACUGUGGCCUUACACGGCUUUGCGUCAUAAUGGACAACCCCCGGUUUAG